ACAGUCAGUCAUGUCUUCCGGUCAGCAACUUGCUAGAAUUUUUCAACGGUCUUUUACAUUAUUAAGCCAGAAUUUAACUAAUGUAAACAAAGGAAUUACUUGUGGUUGCAGAGUAACCUCGAAAAAAUAUCAAAAUGGGACAUUUAGUGUGAACAGAUUUCUCCAUACCUCAACCAAUCUUGCACAGAAAAAUGGACAUAACUUCAGUACUGCUUCAGAUGUACAACUACAAAAAGACAAUGAGCCUAAUAGUAAAGAUGUAGUAAUAAGUAAAGUGAAUGAUACUUUACACAGAGAAGAUUUAGGACGAUUAUUUGCUGUAAUACAUGUCCAGGGAAAACAACGGAAAGUAACCACAGAAGAUCUUGUAGUUCUUAGAGGUCAUUUCUAUCCUUCUAUUGGCGACAAAAUUAGAUUGGAAAAGGUUUUACUUGUUGGAGGAAAAGAUUUCACUUUAGUAGGUAGACCAAUUUUAAGUCGAAAACAAGUUAAAGUAGAAGCAACAGUACUAGAGAAGACAUUAUCACAUUUUAUUGUACAGUUUGACUAUAGACCUAGGAGGAAACGCAAGAGAUUUAAUUUGAGAAGAGAAAAUUAUACAGUACUCUUGAUCAACUCUAUUGAAGUGAAUCCAGUACUAGAGACAUAGAGACAUUGUGACUAAAUCAUACGAUCUAUACGUCAUUUCAAUCCUAGAGACUAAGUGAAAUUAAAACAUGAGCAUUUUAUAGUAAUUUGUAUUGAUCUGUUAAAUAAAAUGGAAAUCUAUUCUUA
This is a messenger RNA of Mytilus californianus (California mussel), 774 nucleotides long. RefSeq names its product 39S ribosomal protein L21, mitochondrial-like. NCBI's taxonomy places the organism in Eukaryota, Metazoa, Mollusca, Bivalvia, Mytilida, Mytilidae. Gene Ontology annotation, molecular function: structural constituent of ribosome; RNA binding. Gene Ontology annotation, biological process: translation. The transcript is spliced from 7 exons. Bases 11 to 649 code for a protein of 212 amino acids. The record is from RefSeq and is a predicted model, not a curated record. Gene Ontology annotation, cellular component: ribosome; mitochondrial large ribosomal subunit.